AUCACUAUGUUUAGUUCAAAAAUUUAUCAUUCCUAAAAAUGAAAUUUUUUAGUUCACAUGCCACAAUGGCAAAACAAGUUAUUUUAUUACAAUUAUUGUAUUUUUUCCACUCAAUUGUUGCCUCACUCGAUGUUGGACAUAAUGUUACUUAUUUAAAAUCGCGCGAUAAACUAACAGAGGCCGAUCAACUAAUGCAUUUGGGAAACAAAUUAAAAUUAAACGAAAAAGAGACAAUUGUUAACAAUUUGUUAAUGAAAGCAAAGCACGGCGAGUUACAUCGUGGAUUAAUCCAUCCUGUAUCAUUUUUACCAUCAAGUAUUUUUUUAAAAGCAAAACCAUUUAUUGAAAAAUCCGAAGUGUUUCAAAUUAUUAAACGGAUGCCAAAAGGUGCUCUUUUACGCAGUCACAUUAUAGGAAUGGUUUCAACUGCAUUUUUAAUGGAUUUAACGUAUAUGGAUAACUUAUUUAUUUGUUUUACAAAUUAUUCCAAGGCAAUUCGGUUUAAAUUUGCAAUAAAUCCACCAAACUCAACUGUAGAAUGUGGUCAUUGGGAUUUAUUAAACGAUUUACGGUUGACAUGGGAUUAUAACGAUAUACUAUGGCUAAACGCAAAAAUCGAAUCAAGUUUUACAUUAAUUGUGAAUAAAUUGAAAAAUUUGGAUGUAAAUGCUGUGUGGAAAAAUUUCCAAUCAAUUUGUGCAACAUUAAAUGGAUUUUUAGGUUAUCGACCUCUUUUAGAGAAAUAUUUAUAUCAAGUGUUUGAGGAAUGUAUAAAUGAUAAAAUUUUACAUCUAGAAUUUUCUGGAACAUUACCAGAAACAUAUGAGCUAGAUGGUAAAUUGUAUAGUGAAUUAGAAAUUGUUGGAAUUUAUCAAACUGUAGCAAAACUAUUUCAAAGUAAAAAUCCCGAUUUCAGUGUAAAAUUUAUUUAUGCGCCUAAUCGUUUCGUGAAUGGAUCAACUUUUGAUCAAUAUUUGAAGACAGUUAAAAGUUUACAUAAAUAUAACCCAGAUUUUAUGUCUGGUUUUGAUUUAGUUGGUCAGGAAGAUCUUGGUGUGGAUCUCCUAGAAUUUGCUGAUAAAUUAUCACAAUUAAAAUACGUUAAUUUUUACUUUCAAGCUGGAGAAACCAACUGGAAUGGUAUGACAGAUUUAAAUUUAUUCGAUGCUGUUCUGUUGGGAGCAAAGCGUAUUGGUCACGGUUAUGGAAUAACAAAACAUCCAAUUUUAAUGGAUUUCAUACAAAAAAAUAAAAUUGCAAUUGAAGUGAAUCCAAUUUCAAAUCAAAUUUUUAAUUUAGUUAAAGAUUUGAGAAAUCAUCCAGCUGUUGAAUUGUUUGCCAGAGAUUAUCCAGUUGUUAUUACAAAUGAUGUUCCAAAUUUAUGGGGUGCAAAUGGAUUAAGUUAUGAUUUCUAUGAAGCAUUUAUGGCAUUCACAAGUUAUAGUGAUGAUAUUCGUGUUUUAAAACAAUUAGGUAUUAAUUCGAUUUUGUAUAGCGCUAUGAGUAAGAGUCAAAAAUCUCGAGCAAUGGAUCUAUUUAAUAAACAAUGGUACUUAUUUAUUGAUGAAAUGAUUAACAGUUAUAUUAAAUAG
Molecule: messenger RNA, 1592 nt
Organism: Chrysoperla carnea
Lineage: Eukaryota; Metazoa; Arthropoda; Insecta; Neuroptera; Chrysopidae
Product: adenosine deaminase 2-like
Exons: 1
Coding region: 39-1592 (517 amino acids)
Biological process (GO): adenosine catabolic process; inosine biosynthetic process
Molecular function (GO): adenosine deaminase activity
Source: RefSeq, a predicted model, not a curated record